Messenger RNA from Aspergillus chevalieri, 585 nucleotides. It is a transcript of the gene alg13, whose product is annotated as N-acetylglucosaminyldiphosphodolichol N-acetylglucosaminyltransferase catalytic subunit ALG13. The transcript has 3 exons. Gene Ontology annotation, cellular component: UDP-N-acetylglucosamine transferase complex; extrinsic component of endoplasmic reticulum membrane. The record is from RefSeq and is a predicted model, not a curated record. Lineage: Eukaryota; Fungi; Ascomycota; Eurotiomycetes; Eurotiales; Aspergillaceae. Gene Ontology annotation, biological process: dolichol-linked oligosaccharide biosynthetic process. Gene Ontology annotation, molecular function: hexosyltransferase activity. Bases 1 to 585 code for a protein of 194 amino acids.
AUGAAGCUGUGUUUUGUAACGGUGGGAGCCACGGCUUCCUUCGAGUCACUCCUCCAAUCUGUUUUCAACGAGACAUUCCUGAGCGCAUUGAAGCAACACGGGUACACACAUUUACUCGUUCAGUACGGCAAAGAUGGCCAAGCCAUCUGCGAGAAUUUCACCAAGAAAAACCCGGAAGGAAGUGUGGCUCGUCAUGGGAUUGAUAUUACCGGAUUAGACUUUAACCAGGCGGGACUUGGUGCAGAGAUGCGUCUGGCUCAGGCGAAUGCUGAACUCGAUCAGGAGGGCGGGAUGAUCAUCAGUCAUGCAGGGUCAGGAACUAUCCUCGAAGCAAUGCGCCUGGGUAUUCCACUCGUGGUCGUCCCAAAUCCUUCGCUCAAGGAUAACCAUCAGAAAGAACUGGCGAAUGAGCUACAAAAGCAAGGCUAUGUGAUAGCCAGCAAUGUCAAUGAGGUAUCCGAAGCUGUGAGCGAAGCAGAAGCCCUGCGUUCUCACAUGUUGAGAUGGCCGCCGGUUCGCGGACGAAACCAACGACAACCGACGCUAGAACAGGUUAUGUCUGAUGAGCUUGGGUUUGUGGAUUGA